Colletotrichum abscissum is the source of this 762-nucleotide messenger RNA. RefSeq lists its product as uncharacterized. The transcript is spliced from 4 exons. The record is from RefSeq and is a predicted model, not a curated record. Bases 1 to 762 code for a protein of 253 amino acids. NCBI's taxonomy places the organism in Eukaryota, Fungi, Ascomycota, Sordariomycetes, Glomerellales, Glomerellaceae.
AUGCUCCGCCAGCGACAAGCCGCCGCAGCAUCCGCCCCCGACCGCCGCUCUCAAAAGGAUCAGAUACCCACCAUGGCGGGCGCGACGACGACGACCCUGGACCAUGAGCGCAGUCCGCUGCUCCCACGCCACGAGGACGACGCACACAGCGAACCGCCAACCGAGGCAGAAGACGACGACGAGCAAGCCACUGAGAGCAUGGCUUGGGCACGACGGAAUCAGUGGAUUGUGCUCGCCGUUGCGAGCGGCGCUUGCGCUGCUUUCAAUGGCGUGUUUGCAAAGUUGACCACAACUGAGCUCACAACGACAAUAUCUCAAGCAAUCUCCAACUUUCUUCAUCUUCAAGAUAUCGAAGGAGCCUUUGAGGUUGUCAUGCGAGCAGUCUUUUUCGGUCUCAACCUCGUCUUCAACGGCAUCAUGUGGACUCUCUUCACAAAAGCACUUGCCAAGGGUCAGUCAACCACGCAGGUGUCCAUCAUGAACACGUCCUCCAACUUUGUCAUCACCGCCAUGCUCGGCUUCGUCAUCUUCUCCGAGUCGCUGCCGCCGCUCUGGUGGGUCGGCGCCGCCAUGCUCGUCGCCGGCAACGUCAUCAUCGGCCGCAAAGAUGAGGAGGCGGACAAGUCUGGCGACUACGCGCCGGUGCCGCAGCAGCCGGGUCUCGCUCCCGUCCCGCUGGAUGGCGGCGACGAGGACAAGGACUCCGAGGACGAGGAUAUUGUCGAUUUAGGGGACUUGAACUCUGCGGAACAUCGCACUUGA